UAGUAUGAUAUCGAUAUAUAACCCAAGCUACCAACACGCUUCAAAUGCUGUAGAUGACGUCACUGUCUGUACGGAUGGGUUGUCCACUGCACACACCAAGAGAGAGUUUUCGCCUUGGAUAAAAAUAGACUUGCAGGACGUGUUCGAUGUUGCUGAAGUGCUUGCCUACAACAGGCAAGAUGCCUUUGGAUUGAGACUGCACGAUUUACUCAUUACAGUGGAUGGAAACCACUGUGGAUUCUUCAAAGGACCUGCCGCUAGAGGAGACCGUAUACUUUUUCUCUGCCCUUCCGGAAGUGUAGGCAGAUACGUAAAACUCAUGAUCCAAAGUGCAGAGGGAGAAGAAGAUAUUUUAUGCGUGUGUGAAUUACAAGUAUAUGUGCAAUUAUCAGAAGGAUCUGGAUGGGGUAUUGAAAAAAUGUAAUUGUUGUUGAGCG
This is a messenger RNA of Saccostrea cuccullata (small rock oyster), 437 nucleotides long. RefSeq names its product fucolectin-7-like. Lineage: Eukaryota; Metazoa; Mollusca; Bivalvia; Ostreida; Ostreidae. The coding region runs from base 5 to 424 and encodes 139 amino acids. The transcript is spliced from 2 exons. The record is from RefSeq and is a predicted model, not a curated record.